AUGAGCGGGGCGCAGGGCGCGGCGGCCUGGUCGCUGCGGGCGGCGCGGCCGCUCUGGCUGUGGGGGGCGGCGGUGGUGGCGCUGGGCGCCUUGCUGGGGGCCUGGCGGUGGGCUGGCGGGCGGAGGAGGCGCCGCGGCCGUUUGCAGCGUGUGGGGACGGUGCUGAGUCUCUCCGUGUACCCGGUGAAGUCGUGCCGAGGGGUGGCGGUGCGGCAGGCGGAGGUGACGCCCAUGGGGCUGCGGAGCGGGGAGCUGCGGGACAGGUUUUGGCUUGUGACAAAGGAAGACGGGCACAUGGUCACAGCUCGCCAGGAGCCGCGGCUGGUCCUCAUUUCUAUCAGCACUGAAAAUGGAGACAUGAUCUUGGAGGCCCCGGAUAUGAAGCCGCUGUACGUGCCGGUAAAACUCCCCAGGAAAAACCCCGUGCGGAACUGCAGAGUGUUUGGACUGGAUAUCCAAGGCAGGGACUGUGGAGAUGAAGUGGCUCAGUGGAUCACCACGUUCCUGAAUUCAGAGCCGUAUCGACUGGUGCACUUUGAGCCCUCCAUGUUGCCAAGAAAGUCAAAGGACGUGAUAAACCUUUUCCGAACCACAGAUGAGGUUGCCUAUCCAGACUGUAGCCCAGUCUUGAUCAUCUCAGAAGCUUCACUGGAAGAUUUAAAUACCAGGCUGGAGAAGAAAGUUAAGAUAGAGAACUUCAGGCCAAACAUUCUUGUGACAGAUUGCAGUGCUUUUGAGGAGGACACCUGGGAGGAGAUUUUUAUUGGCAAUGUGGAGUUGAGAGGGACAGUGUGCUGUGCCAGGUGUAUUUUAACAACUGUUAACCCAGACACUGGAGUCAUCGACAGGAAGGAGCCUCUGGAAACAUUGAAAAGUUACCGCUUAUGUGAUCCAUCAGAGCGACACCUAUACAAAUCCAGCCCUCUCUUUGGAAGAUACUUUGCUGUGGACAAAACUGGAACAAUUCGAGUUGGAGACCCUGUGUACAAGAUGGUCCAGUAAUGAGAGAAACUUGGAUAAGAAGAUUGCUUUCUCACUUUGAUGCGCAAAUCGUUUUCAUGUGAACGUUGUCACCAGCAUAACUUUUUCAAAUUCCUUGCAGUAUUUUUUGUGCCAUGUUCCUUUGUAAGGUGCAGUGGGGUCUUUGGGGUUAUUUCAGAUCAUGUCAUCUACUAGCAUGAACAUAGCAACCAUGUCUUCAGAUUUUUUGGAGGCUGUGACAGAAGAACCUGUAGUCCCAAACAGGCUUCACCGCACAACUGAGUAUCACACCUCCUAAAAUUUCAUGUCUAGCCUGCUGUUAGAAUCCAAAAUUAUGUACAAGGCCUUUACAUCAUGUUUUAGCUAAAUUCAGUGCCUAUAAAGAACCACAGAAACAGUCAUGCCAGGUAUAAAGUAAAUACAUUGGUCAAUGAGAUGCCUUUACAAGUGAACAUGGAGUGCAGAUGGCAAGGCUCUGUCUUAGACUCUACCUUUCUUUGGUGGUAACUAUCUUACUCUAUCUAGAGAUGUAUUUUUUGCAGUGUUUCUUACCCUGCAGGUGUUUUCCUGAAGAUUGCCAUUGAGAUUGGAGCAAUACCAGAAGGAGUGGGAUUGUUAGGUGACUAAAUGCUGCUCUAGCCUAGAGGUGGGAAUCACUGACUAACAGUGUAUAAGACUGUUUGUUUAGUUUAUGAUCCCUGCUUGAUAGAGUUUGAGCCAUCAAUUUCUUCUCCUAUGUGACAUACUAUAACACUGAGGCUACAGAGUAGUAAUGCAUUUGCUACCCUGUCAGUAGAGCUUCCAGUUCACAUAAAAAAAAAAUGAGUUGUUCACUGUCUCAGAGACCUUAUGCACUCUGGAGGGGAAGAAAAGCUGUUGGGAGUGGAUCUGUUUCCCAGCCUGUCCCAUUCAAACUCAUGUCCAGGCCAAUGUUGUAGGGCUCUGGGUUCAUACAUGGUUCCUCUCUGGCUCAGUGAAUCUCUCGUUAUAGGAAUUCAGGCUCCUAAGCAGAUGUUUGGGAAGCUGCAGUUUUGGACUGUGUUAGCAUCCUUACUGAUUAUCCAUUUAGAUCUCUGGUUGCCCCCACCCCUGCCCCCUAUUCUAACCAAAAUGUGAGCUAAUUGUAGGAAGCUGGUAAUUAUAUUUUCUGCUAUAUUUUAUACUGCAUAAACAGAUAGGGGAGGAAACUAGCUGGCUUAUGGCAGUAGUACUUUUUCUUUAGAUGUGAUAGGAUUUUUUUUUUUAAGGAAAAAGUAGACUCCAAGACAAAAGCCAGCCAUCUUUCAAAUGCUUGGCUGCCUGUUGCUUUGUUAUGGAUUUUUAGACCUAGAAAGACUGCUGAACUAACCAAUAAAGAAGAAUCUAAUCAAGUGCGAAGAAGGACAAAUCAUGACUCAAUUUGGUGCUUGGAUUCUUGUCUGUUCUGAAUACGAAACGGGGAAUUUUGCUGCAUGUUUGCAACUCAGACCUGUAAAAUGAAGAUCCAUUGUGCCUUUGAGCAAGUCCAGAUGGAUGUAAGUGGUAAGCCUGAAGCAGGUAUAUGGGGAAGGCAGUUUCCUGUAAAUGGAGAACUAAGAGGUGCUCCAUAUAGCCUUUGGUUAACAGAGUGCUCUGUCAGUCUUAAGUUUUUCUGUGACAAACAAGUGCCCAGUUUGGACUGCAUGUUGUGUAUUUGUGUAUUGUUAAGCCUGAAGCAGCAACUAGGUAGAGGAAGCCAGGGAAAAAGCAUCUUCUGAAAAGGAAAAGAAUCCUGAGAUUCACUUUCAAAAAGCGUAUGCUGAAGAUCUUUAGUAUUAGAAGCUGAAACUUUGUAGAAUUCCUAAUGGCAUUAUUAAGCAAAGACAAUCUGCUGGGCUGCCAGAACAAUUAGUUAAGUGUGUGCCUCCUCAUUAAGUCAAAGGAGUGGAAGGAAAUAAAGCUGAAUUUUUGCCUCUAGCCAUACGUUUUUUCACUGU
Messenger RNA from Indicator indicator, 2936 nucleotides. RefSeq names its product mitochondrial amidoxime reducing component 2-like. Lineage: Eukaryota; Metazoa; Chordata; Aves; Piciformes; Indicatoridae. Gene Ontology annotation, molecular function: molybdopterin cofactor binding; nitrate reductase activity; pyridoxal phosphate binding. Gene Ontology annotation, cellular component: mitochondrial inner membrane. The transcript is spliced from 7 exons. The record is from RefSeq and is a predicted model, not a curated record. Bases 1 to 1002 code for a protein of 333 amino acids. Gene Ontology annotation, biological process: nitrate metabolic process.